Cervus elaphus (red deer) is the source of this 1161-nucleotide messenger RNA. RefSeq names its product pregnancy-associated glycoprotein 1-like. The record is from RefSeq and is a predicted model, not a curated record. NCBI's taxonomy places the organism in Eukaryota, Metazoa, Chordata, Mammalia, Artiodactyla, Cervidae. Gene Ontology annotation, molecular function: aspartic-type endopeptidase activity. Gene Ontology annotation, biological process: proteolysis. The coding region runs from base 1 to 1161 and encodes 386 amino acids. The transcript is spliced from 9 exons.
AUGAAGUGGCUUGUGCUCCUCGGGCUGGUGGCCUUCUCAGAUUGCAUAGUCAAAAUACCUCUAAAGAGGGUGAAGAUCAUGAGAAAAACCCGCAGUGAAAAAAUCAUGCUGAACAAUUUCCUGAAGGAACAUGCUUACAGACUGUACCAGACUUCUUCUCCUGGCUCAAAUAUAACUACUCACCCCCUGAGAAAUAGCCAGGAUACAGUAUAUGCGGGUAACAUCACCAUUGGAACACCCCCUCAGGAAUUCCAGGUUGUCUUUGACACAGGCUCAUCUGACCUGUGGGUGCACUCUGUCUUUUGCACCAGCCGACUCUGCUCUUCACACGUUUUGUUCAGACAUCAUGAGUCUUCCACCUUCCGGUCUACCCAAAGGAAAUUCAGAAUCCAAUACAGUUCUGGGUGGAUGAAGGGAGUUGUUGUUCAUGACACCGUUCGGAUUGGGGACCUUGUAAGUACUGACCAGCCAUUUGGUCUGAGCAUGGAGCAUUCCGGGUUUGAGGGAAUGCCUUUUGAUGGCGUCUUGGGCUUGAGCUACCCCAACAUAUCUUUCAUUGGAGGUAUCCCCAUCUUUGACAACCUGAAGAAUCAAGGUGCCAUUUCGGAGCCUGUCUUUGCCUUCUACCUGAGCAAAAGCAAGCCAGAGGGCAGUGUGGUGAUGUUUGGUGGGGUGGAUAAAUCCUACUACCAGGGAACACUCAACUGGGUACCAUUGAUCCAAGUGGGCAAAUGGCGUGUCCGCAUGGACCGCAUCUCCAUGAACAGUCAGGUUAUUGCUUGUAAUGACGGCUGUGAGGCCACUGUGGACACUGGGACGUCACUGAUCCUUGGCCCAGGAAGACUGGUCGAUAACAUCCUGAGGCUCUUCGGUACCACCAAGGUGAAUGGUCAUGCCCCAGGGUCACUCCCACACUAUGUAUCAUGUUCUGUGGUCAAUACCCUGCCCUCUAUUGACUUCACCAUCAACGGCAUCAACUACCCACUGCCAGCUCAAGCCUACACCAUCAAGGAUUCUAGCGGCGACUGCUUUAUUGGCUUUCGAGGGACCCGAGUGAAUAGAUCUACAGAGACCUGGACCCUGGGUGACGUCUUCCUGAGGCAGUAUUUCUCGGUCUUUGAUCGAGGAAAUGACAGGAUUGGCCUGGCACAGGCAGUGUAA